AUGUCAGACGAUGCACUGCAGUUCAAUCCCACAGAACUAAGCUCCGCUCGCCGCCUAGUUGACAAAGCGGCCAAACACACUCACAAAGAGGAGCUACGGGUUGAGGCUAUGGUCGACCUAUCAACUGUUCACGAAGAUAUCCUCGUUGAGGUGACACUCCAGCUGUCUACCAACCCUCCUAAGAAGAUCAUACCCGAUGGGAGAAUCCGGGCUACGUCAAAUUACCAGCACCUCUCGCCUAUCCUCUCCCUGACUGAAGUCAACUCGGAGGUUGGAGCCGGGACCUGCGACCCUAUCGAUAAGGCCAAGCAGGAUUACCGGGCUAUCUAUUGUUCGGAGAAGUUCAAGCCGUUCCGCGACGUGAGCUGCUGCCCGUGUCUGAACGCUGCGCGCUCAGCGGACCGGCUCCCGACGUGCUAUGUCGGGCCGCACCUCACACACGUCUCCGCCGACGGCACGGCGAUCUCGCUCGACUACACAGGACGCCUGUGCACCGGCGAGCCAGCGAAGACACUCUACACCGCCCGCGCACGCAUCACCUCCGACCCGGCGCAGGACCCGCGCGAAACCGACGUCGUCGUCAAGUUCACGAAGGCGUACUCGCUGGAGGGACACCGGCUGCUCGCGGUGCACGGGCUCGCGCCGAAGCUCUGGUUCUGCGAGUGGGUGGAGAGUGUGGAUAUGUACGUGGUCGUGAUGGACCACGUCCGGGACGCAGAGACUGCGGACGAGGACGUGGCGAUGUCGGUGGCGGACGCGGCGGCGGUGCGGACAGCGGUCGAGCUGCUGCACGCGGCGGGGCUGGUGUUCGGCGACCUGCGUGGGCCGAACGUGUUGCUGCGCAAGGACGGCGGGCCGCUGCUCAUCGACUUUGACUGGUGUGGGCCAGAGGGCACGGCGUGCUAUCCGCUGGGCGUGAACAUGCACAGCGCGAUCCCCUGGCAUCCGGAUGUCAACACGGGCGCGCUGAUCAAGAAAGAACAUGACCUGCAUCUUCUGAAAGCGUUGACAGGCUCCUAG
This is a messenger RNA of Trametes versicolor FP-101664 SS1, 1020 nucleotides long. RefSeq lists its product as uncharacterized. The record is from RefSeq and is a predicted model, not a curated record. NCBI's taxonomy places the organism in Eukaryota, Fungi, Basidiomycota, Agaricomycetes, Polyporales, Polyporaceae. The coding region runs from base 1 to 1020 and encodes 339 amino acids. The transcript has 2 exons.